This is a messenger RNA of Notolabrus celidotus (New Zealand spotty), 3241 nucleotides long. It is a transcript of the gene lpl2a, whose product is annotated as lipoprotein lipase. The transcript has 11 exons. NCBI's taxonomy places the organism in Eukaryota, Metazoa, Chordata, Actinopteri, Labriformes, Labridae. Gene Ontology annotation, molecular function: lipoprotein lipase activity; apolipoprotein binding. The coding region runs from base 401 to 1936 and encodes 511 amino acids. Gene Ontology annotation, biological process: lipid metabolic process. The record is from RefSeq and is a predicted model, not a curated record.
CCUGAUCUCUGAUGCCAUGACAACCAUGUGGACUAGUGAAAAGGGGGCCCCAGAUUGUCCUUAGCAGGCCCCCUUGCAUCGUGCCAAGCUGCCUGCGGCCAGGAAUGUGUGCGAGAGACCGCCGAAACUAACCGGUGACUAAGAUGGUUAAUUUGUCCUCUCCAGAAACACUAAUGACCUGAUUCUCCAAAAACUGAUGAGUUUUCCAUUCCCCGCCCGGGGGUCAGCAGCCAAUGGCUUGUCAGAGAGCUAUUUAAGAAGCGGACAGUUCAAGGUGGUUCAGAUAUCAGCGCUCUAUGCGCACCAGGACGCACCCUCCGAGCAGGAACCUGUACACUCUUCUCUUUGAGUCCGUUCAUUAUUACAACGUUUUCUACAAAGGGACAAAGCUGUGAAAGAAAUGAAAUCGUGGCGAGUCCGGUUGCUGUUCAUUCUGGUAUUGAACGCAGCUGUGCAGUAUGUGACGUCCCUGGAGGAAGAGCACUCCAAUUAUAUUUCUGGUGGCUUCCUUGACCCUCUGAAAGACUUGUUUGACUUCAAAGAUGACAAAAAUCAAAGUAUUGCCAAAUUCUCCCUCCGCAAACCAUCCCAUCCUGAAGACGACCUGUGUUACAUCGUUCCUGGUCAACCUGACUCCCUGGCUGCCUGCACCUUCAACAGCACUGCAAAAACCUUCUUGGUGAUCCAUGGAUGGACGGUUAGUGGUUUGUUUGAAAGCUGGGUGGCUAAGCUAGUGUCAGCGCUGUACGAGAGAGAGCAGACCGCUAAUGUGAUCGUGGUGGACUGGCUCUAUUCAGCACAGAACCAUUAUGGGGUGGCAGCUCAGAACACCAAAGCAGUGGGACACGAGGUCGCCCGCUUCAUCGACUGGAUCGAGGAAACCGCCAACAUGCCUCUCGAGAACCUCCACCUGAUUGGCUACAGCCUCGGGGCUCAUGUUGCAGGAUUUGCUGGAAGCCAUGCAACAAAUAAAGUUGGAAGAAUAACUGGUCUGGACCCUGCCGGUCCCGACUUUGAGGGUGAGCAUGCCUAUGGGCGUCUUUCCCCAGAUGAUGCUCACUUUGUUGAUGUCCUACACACCUUCACCAGGGGCAGGCUAGGUUUCAGCAUCGGGAUCCAGCAGCCUGUAGGCCAUGUUGACAUUUACCCCAAUGGAGGUAGCUUCCAGCCAGGCUGCAACCUCAGAGGGGCCCUGGAAAAGAUUGCUAACUUUGGGAUUCUUGCAAUCACUGAUGCUGUUAAGUGUGAACAUGAGCGCUCGGUCCACCUCUUCAUCGACUCUCUGCUGAACGAGCAGGAAGCAGGAAAGGCGUACAGAUGCAGCAACAGUGACACAUUCAACCGUGGCAUGUGUCUCAGCUGCCAUAAAAGCCGCUGUAACACAGUCGGCUAUGACAUCAGCAAGACUCGCAGGCCUCGCAACGUCCAGAUGUUCACCAAUACGCGAGCAUCCAUGCCGUUUAGAGUGUACCACUAUCAGCUGAAGAUCCACUUCCUCAGUAACAUGAAUCGUUCAGACAUGGAGCCUUCACUCACAGUCUCACUGUACGGGACAAAAGCAGAGGCUGAAAACCUGGAGCUCAAACUAAAAGAGAAAAUAGCAGUGAACAAGACCCAUUCGUUCCUGCUGGCGACAGAGAAAGACAUCGGAGAUCUGUUGAUGGUGAAGUUUAAAUGGGAGGACACAAAUGGAUGGUCAGCCUCCAGCAUGAUGAAGAUGGUCUCUUCUUUGUGGUCCAGUGACUCGGAGAGUGCUAAUGUACAGGUUCACAAAAUCCGCAUUCGAGCGGGAGAGACUCAACAAAAGAUGGUGUUUUGUGUGAAAGAUCCUGAAACUCAAGACGUAACACAAGAGGUCACAUUUGUUAAAUGUAAGGAUGCAUGGAGGACAAACUCAAAACGAUCUCCAAAAAGAUUCACCUUGCAGAACCGCUGACUUUCAAGACAAAGCUCUAACAUUGAAAGCCCUUCGGUCCAUGUCAGCACUUCAUAAAUAACUUAUAAACAUAUAACUUAUUUUAUUUUGUCAAUAACACAAAAGUCUCAGAAGAGUGUUUGUUAUUUAAAACAAUAUGUAUGUGAAUAAUGUAAAAUAUUUUGUAAUAAGCCGUUUUUAUUACAUGUAAAUGUAACUUUGAUGUUGUACAAAAAAGUAUUUUUUUUUUAAAUCUUUGGUACAUGUUUUGUGUUCAAAGAAGUGGAUACUGUUUAAGCUCUCAAAUAUGACAAUUACUUUAAUGGUUUAGAGGGUAGUGUAGGUAGUUCCAAAGUAUUUCAAGUCAAAUUUUAUAGUCAUAGAAACCACUGUGAAAAAACAAUGUCCUCUUGGAGGUCUGCAGAUUUUUAAAAAAAGAGACAGAAAUGGCCAUCAACAUGAAUGUCAUUAGUUGUUUUACACAGCUGGGUGCAGUUUGUUAUUUACUUGUAUGUAUUUUCUAACUGAUCCAUAACCUAACCUAACAGAGCAUUCACCACUGUGGCUCUCAGCACUGUAUGUGACUGUAGGAUCUGUACCACUGUGCCUUACUGUUGCCAGAAGUAAGCUGUUGCAAACUGAGCUUGAGUCUGACCUUUGUGCCUUGUUGUUGUUGUUUUGCUCACGUGUGCUUUAAUUUUGUUGUUCCUCAAACCCUGUGACUUUUAAACCAUCUGAACAUGCUUAAAUUGUUGUUUUAAACAAUUUUGCAUUAUUUUGAUUUUACUUCUGAACCACUGCAACAUGAAGUGUUACUUGGAAGCUGUUACCUCUAACAUAUUGUCUAUCAUGGUUCUAUAAAUGUAACUGAACUAAAUGAGGUACAUGAUGCUCAUGGUGAGGAGUACAGCACAGUUUAAUGUUGGCAUUUUGUUGCACUGUCUAUGUUGAGUCUCUCUUGGCUGCAAUUUUCUGUUCAUGUGACUUUUUGAGUCUCUAAUGCUCUUUAACCACACUUACGUUUCCAGUUCUGUGAGCAAUGGCUUAGCCAUGGCUCUUUGGAGAUCGGUACUGUAAUCAUUGUGACUUUAGAAAUGUGGAAAUGUUCUUUUUUUUUUUGCACUGAAAACAGGAGAAGAGAAUGCUGAACUGAGUUACUUGUACAGUUUUGUAAAUACCAAAAUACAGAUAACUGAUUUUUCUAGUAUGACGCACAGUUAGCUCUAUAUUUUUAAACUCUUAAAUGCUUAGUCCUGUAAUCUUUGUAAAAUUUGUAAAUAUUCACUGUACUGUAUACAUUUCUCUAAUAAACCAAAAUCGAGGAUA